Messenger RNA from Gekko japonicus, 2178 nucleotides. It is a transcript of the gene PLPPR4, whose product is annotated as phospholipid phosphatase related 4. Gene Ontology annotation, molecular function: phosphatidate phosphatase activity. The record is from RefSeq and is a predicted model, not a curated record. The transcript has 8 exons. Bases 22 to 2178 code for a protein of 718 amino acids. Gene Ontology annotation, biological process: axonogenesis; signal transduction; phospholipid metabolic process. Lineage: Eukaryota; Metazoa; Chordata; Lepidosauria; Squamata; Gekkonidae.
CCGGGCGUGCGGGCGGCCGGCAUGGCUGCGAAGGAGCGGCAGAAAAGCAAAGUGACCAAGGAGAGCGUCACCCUGUUGCCUUGCUUUUAUUUUGUGGAGUUGCCCAUACUGGCGUCUUCUGUCGUUAGCCUCUAUUUCCUUGAGCUUACGGAUGUCUUCAAGCCCGUUCACUCUGGAUUCAGCUGCUACGACAGGAGCCUGAGUAUGCCCUACAUUGAGCCUUCACAAGAGGCUGUUCCUUUCUUGAUGCUGCUCAGUUUGGCUUUUGCUGCACCUGCCAUUACGAUCAUGGUGGGAGAAGGGAUUCUCUACUGCUGCCUUUCUAAACGUCGAAAUGGAAUUGGAGCUGAAGCCAAUAUCAAUGCAGGUGGCUGCAACUUCAACUCUUUCCUUAGGAGAGCAGUCCGAUUUGUUGGUGUCCAUGUGUUUGGCCUUUGUGCCACAGCUCUCAUCACAGAUAUUAUACAGUUGUCAACAGGAUAUCAGACACCAUACUUCCUGACUGUAUGCAAACCUAACUAUACAUCCCUAAACGUGUCUUGCUCAGAAAAUUCUUACAUUGUGGAGGAUAUUUGCUCAGGACCCGAUCCCGUCAUCAUCAAUGAUGGAAGAAAGUCAUUCCCUUCGGAACACGCUACUCUGGCAGCCUUUGCAGCUGUGUAUGUUUCAAUGUACUUCAAUUCUACUUUAACCGACUCCUCUAAACUUCUGAAACCACUUCUAGUCUUUGCGUUUAUCAUCUGUGGGAUUAUCUGUGGACUAACUCGGAUCACCCAGUACAAAAACCAUCCAGUUGAUGUUUACUGUGGCUUUUUAAUUGGCGGUGGAAUUGCUCUUUAUUUGGGCCUGUAUGCUGUGGGGAACUUUCUGCCAAGUGAAGAGAACAUGCUUCAUCAGAACCAGCACAGAGAACCAUUAAAGUCUUUGACUGACCUGAGCCAAGAUGCCAAUAGAAUUUUGCCCGGUAAAAAUGGUGGUAGCAACGAUGUUAUCUCUGCUCACCAUGCCGAGAGUAUGUUAAGGAACCACAGAGAAACCGGCUCCCUGACUAACCUUAAAAGAGCAAAUGCUGAUGUAGAGAUUAUAACACCACGAAGUCCAAUGGGAAAGGAGAACAUGGUAACUUUCAGUAACACUUUGCCAAGAGCCAAUACACCUGCAAUGGAAGAGUCAGCUCGUCGGAAUGCAACUAUUCACGCAUCUAUGGAUUCUGCCCGCUCAAAGCAGCUUCUCUCCCAAUGGAAGAACAAGAAUGAAAGUCGUAAGUUGUCCCUGCAGGUAAUAGAGACAGAUUCUGGACAGUCACCCCCGAGAGCAAUUGAAAUGAGGUCAAGCUCUGAGCCCUCCAGAGUGGGAGUUAAUGGGGAUCACCAUGGGCCUACCAAUCAGUACCUGAAAAUUCAGCCUGGUAGUGUGCCAGGCUGUAACAGUGCUGGUCUUACUGGUGGGCCGAGGGUCUCUAUUCAGUCACGCCCCGGUUCUUCACAGCUUGUGCAUAUUCCUGAAGAGACGCAGGAGAAUGUCAACACAUCUCCAAAAAGUAGCACAGCUAGAGCUAAGUGGUUGAAAGCUGCUGAGAAGAGUGUUGGAUGCAGAACCAACAGCCAGCCAAGAAUCAUGCAGGUCAUAGCCAUGUCCAAGCAACAAGGUGUGCUUCAGGGCAGCCCUAAGAGCUCUGAAGGCAGCACAGUCACCUGUACAGGAGCCAUCCGAUAUAAAGCCUUGACAGACCACGAGCCAAGCGGCAUAGUAAGAGUAGAGGCCCAUCCUGAAAAUAACAGGCCUGUCAUUCAGAUGCCAUCAGAAGGGGAAGGGAGUGGCUCCUGGAAGUGGAAAGCCCCUGAGAAAGGAAGCCUUCGUCAAACAUAUGAGCUAAAUGAUCUGAACAGGGACUCUGAGAGCUGCGAAUCUUUGAAAGACAGUUAUGGAUCCAGUGACAGAAAAAGAAGCAACAUUGAUAACAGUGAGCACCACCAUCAUGGGAUAACUACAAUAAGGGUCACGCCGGUGGAAGGCAGUGAGAUUGGUUCAGAGACCCUGUCCAUUUCCUCUAGCCGCGACUCCACACUUCGAAGAAAAGGUAAUAUCAUUUUAAUUCCAGAGAGAGGCAGCAGCCCAGAAAAUACCAGGAACAUCUUCUACAAAGGAACAUCUCCAACAAGAGCUUACAAAGAAUGA